Cydia fagiglandana is the source of this 3915-nucleotide messenger RNA. RefSeq names its product DNA excision repair protein ERCC-5 homolog (gene mus201). The coding region runs from base 99 to 3845 and encodes 1248 amino acids. Gene Ontology annotation, biological process: nucleotide-excision repair. Gene Ontology annotation, molecular function: DNA endonuclease activity; single-stranded DNA binding. Lineage: Eukaryota; Metazoa; Arthropoda; Insecta; Lepidoptera; Tortricidae. The record is from RefSeq and is a predicted model, not a curated record. The transcript is spliced from 7 exons. Gene Ontology annotation, cellular component: nucleus.
CGUGGGAAACGACCUAUGUUAUGUAUCCUAAUUCAUGUAUUUGUUAGUUGAAUAUGUUUAUGAAACAAAAAGUGUGUUGUGGAAUUUAAUCGCGUGCGAUGGGAGUCACCGGUCUGUGGCGGCUGGUUGAGCCCGCGGGGAAGCCGGUACCAGUCGAGACUUUAGAGAACAAAGUGCUAGCCGUGGAUAUCUCAAUAUGGUUACAUCAGGUUGUGAAAGGUUAUCAAGAUGCCAAGGGAGCACCUUUACCAAAUGCCCAUCUCAUAGGUCUCUUCCAGCGUCUCUGCAAGCUGCUCUAUUUCAGAAUAAAACCUAUAUUUGUUUUUGAUGGUGCCUUUCCAGAACUGAAAAAAGAAACUAUUGCAAAACGGCAAGAUAGUAAAAACAAGUACCACUCAGAAUCUGAGCGCUUAAAAAGAGAGUUAGCCAUUCUACUCAGCAAGAAAACUGCACUUGGCAGCUUGUUGGGCAAGCAGAUAUCCCCGACUAAGAGGACUAAUCCAGUCAAUAAAGAACAAGAUGACUUGUUCAAGUUGCCAGCCUUGCCACAGAAAGAGGAAUCUGAGUCUGAGUCAUCAGAUGAUGAAGACACAUCAAGUGGCUCCAUUGUGGAUUUACACUCUGUGGACCUUCAGUCUGACAGCUUCAAGAAAUUGCCAACAAAAGAAAAGUAUGAUCUGCUCAUUGAAUUGAAGGAAACAAGAAAAAUGAACUCAUGGGGCAAACUUCACACUCUGCCAAAGAAAAGUGACAACUUUUCUGAUUUCCAAAUGCAGAGAUUACUGAAAAGGAGAAAGGUCCAAGAAUGUAUAGAGGAAACAGAAAAAGAAAUGGGAGAUAUUGGAAUGUCAAUGAAUGAAUUGGAAUCCUUGUUAAAUGAAGAAGGCAUUGACACCAAGAUAGAGAGCUUACCCACUCGACGCAUCGCGUCUAAUAAUAACACUAGGUAUUUACUCAUUAAUAAUGUUAGAGAAGCUCUGGCAAAGGCCAAAGAAAGGAAAGAGGCAGAUAAUAAACCACAGUCAAGCACAAAAGAAUCUCUAUCCACAGAAAAGCCAGGUAAACAUGAUGAAUUGGAAGAUGAUCUGCAAAAGGCCAUUCAAAUGUCUUUAGAAUGUGCUGAUGAACCCAAUACAAGUGGAUGUCAAUCUAAGACUGAUGACUCUUGGACUUCAGUGUUAACAGAUACUGAUUACUCAGAUAUGAGCGAUUCUGAAGAUGAACUCGAACAGCCAGACUUCUCCACCGCAAAAGCGUACAUUAUGCAAUAUAGUGAUUACACUCAUAAAGCCAUUGAAAAAAUUGUUACUCAUCGAACGAAAGGUGGAAAAACGAAAUCGAAGGCACCAGAAGUAAACCAAAUAUUAAAAGAACUUAAUAGUGAAAAGUCAAUAAUUGCUGAUAAUGUAGAACUAUCUUCUAGUGAUGAAGAAUCGCGACCAGAAAUAAUUCAUUAUGAAAAUGCAGAUAAAAAUAGUAUUGGGAUUGAAAAGCAGAUAGAAGAUACACAGGAUAAAACUGUAGAAUCUACUCAAGCAUCAGUUAUGUUUGUUGAAAAUACUGAGCCAGAUGUAAUAUCUUUAGACUCUGAUGUUGAAGAGCCUAUUGAAGAAAUGCAAACAAUUAAAGAAACAGACAAAAGUUUUAAAGUUAGUGAUUUAGAGUCUAGUAGCGUUGGCGAAUUCGCAGAAGUACCUGAUGAAGUCCUAAAAGAACCAGUGAAUGCCAUGAAAGAAAAUUUUAAUCCUAAGGAUCUAGAGUCUAGCGAUUCCGAUGAUAAGUUCGAAGUAGUACCUGAAGCAAUAAAAGAAACAGUGAAUACCAUGAAAGAGAGUGAUAAUGCUAAGGAUCUGGAGUCUAGUGAUACCGAUGAUGAGUUUGAAGAAGUACCUGAACUAGAAGAUAAGUCAUGCAAGCCUAUCGUAGAACUUACGCUAAAAGUGGAUGACAUUCCAAGUGAUGAAGAAGAUAUUUUUGCAGAUGUUUUUUCACCCAUUGUUAAUUCCAACAGUAUUAAAAACCCUUUAAGCGAUACUUUAGAAAAUAUUGUACCAAAGAAAGAACCGACUGAUAAUACAAUAAAAGCCCAACCUAGGUUAAAACCAGAAGAUAAUACCACUCAACAAAAGAAAGCGACGGAACACGUAAAGCAACAAGAUCUAAUUACCGAUGAAGACGAUGAACUACAGAAAGCCAUACAAAUGUCAUUAGAAUGUGUUGAGGAAUCUAAUACAAACCCGAAAGUAAUAAAGGAAUCAUUAGCCAGUGCACAACUAAACAAACAAAAAGGUAAUGAUGGCGAUUUUAAAGAUAAUAUCAUUAUGGAUUCAGUUUGUACGGAUAAUGAAAAAUCUGUAUCUAAUCCUGAACCAAUAAUAGCAGAAUCAUCCUCGGUUAUGCAACCAGAGAAACAAGAGAAUGAUAGGGUCAGUAUUGAAAACAUUCCCAGAGACAACACUAUUGACACUAAUAAUAAGGAAUCUAACAAAGAACUUGUUAAUAACGAUAAACCAGUAGAAGCAAAUAAACAUCCAAAAGAACUUUUAACUACUGAACAACUGAAUUCAAUGGUAGAAGAGAUUCGAAGUGAGGAACAAUAUUUGAACCAAGAAAAAGGCAGACUGGAUCGCAUAGGAAGAAAUAUCACUGAACAAAUGACAAAAGAGGCCCAAGAAUUAUUGCAAAUUUUCGGUAUUCCGUACAUUGUUGCACCAAUGGAAGCUGAAGCUCAGUGUGCAUUUCUAGAGAGUGUCAAAUUGACAGAUGGUACUAUUACCGACGACAGUGAUAUUUGGCUAUUUGGAGGGCAUACAGUUUAUAAGAAUUUCUUCAAUCAAAAGAAACACGUCUUGCAAUAUGUCUCUGAAAGGAUAGAGAAAUCGUUCAAUUUAAACCGGGAGCAGUUGAUAUUGCUGGCGCUCUUGGUCGGGAGUGACUACACAACAGGAGUGGCUGGAGUUGGCCCAGUCACAGCCAUGGAAAUUCUAGCCUCCUUCCCUUUCAACAAGAAGCAAGUGCUUUCAGAAACAUCCAAACAAGUCCGAUACGCCAAGUUGUUGGAUGGAUUGAAAGAAUUUAAACUUUGGGUUAAAGCAGGAAAGAGGACUGAUAACACAAGUUUGAAAAAGAAACUGAGAAAUGUUACUCUGUCAGACGACUUUCCCAGUAUUCGAGUUGUUCAAGCAUAUAUGGAGCCGAAUGUCGAGAAAAGCGAGGACAAAUUUACAUGGGGCGAAUUAGACAUAACUGUCUUGAGAGACUAUGCAAAAAGUAAAUUUGGAUGGUCUCAACAGAAAUUUGAUGAGAUUAUCAAACCUGUGCUAGCAAGAAUGAAAGAUAGGAAGAAUCAAAAGACGGUUCAUGAUUAUUUCAAAAGGAGAAUAGAAUUUCAAACAUUGGAGGAUCAAAUGAGUAAGAGAGUUAAGGCAGCGGUGCAGAAAAUGGGUCCGGAAGGACAAAAUGCCGAGGCAAAUCCUACUGAACAAGAAAAUGUAAAAACUACUAAGAAACGAAAGAAACUUGUUAGGACUUCAACUGAAAAUGAAGCCGGACCUUCUAAACCAAAACAAAAGAAAAAACAAGUAGAAGAUUCUAACCAAGUUGUCAAAGUGGUUGAAGUUAAAGAUGGGAAAACGGCCAUAGAAAUCAACGUACCAAAGACUGAUAGAUAUCAAGAGAUUAUUCCACAAAGAGAGAAAGAUAAACAGCAUCUGCUUGAAAAUAAAAUGAAAGCUAUUGAGAUUUUCAGGAAGACCACUAUAGACCGUAAGCGGAAACCCAAGAAAAGGAAGCCUAUUGUGCCAAAAGACAAGGCAAAUUUGUCUGAGAGCAGCAGCAGUGAUUGAGUUUAUUUUUGUUAUUUCUAUGUGGCGUGUUACUUAUUUAUAAAGGUAAGUAAAUAAAAAAUAUUUAUUU